UACCCGAAUCAGCAGAGCGGGGGCAUUAGGAUUCGAAGAGUGGUGCCGACUGCCGUCUCCACCACGUCCCAGACUGCCACGUCCCAGACUGCCACGCCCCAUACCGUGGGAUCGAUGCAGGUGUCGCCGGUGCCGGUUUUGUCGCCGGAGCCGGGGUCGCAGAGGAUUACCGUAACACAUUCUAACACCGGAAUGACGUCUGGCGGGGUUGCGACCGGUGGGAUGAGUACUAGUGUGAGUCCAGACUCGGAUUAUCGACAGGAGCUGCGACGGGGGAGUGUGACAAGUUUGACGAACAAGUUCGGGUCUCCGGGAGCUUAUUCUUCGUUGCCGUCGCCCACCAUUCGGGAAGUGACAGUGCGUCAGACGGGCUACAUCGACGGCCGCCACAGCCCACUGGCCGGCUAUCCCGUGCUCGGCGGCCAUCCCCGGCUUCAACGUCCUCCUGGCCUCCACCAUGAACCUUAUUCCGGAUUCGUGAUCCCUGAAAAACUCACUCUCGACUACGCCCGCCAAAUCCUCGGCUCCGACCUACUCAAAGGCACGACCCCUCCUCGCCGCAACUCCAUCCGUGCCUCUUCCAAACUGUCCCGAAGACUCAGCGAAACACUCAUCAAAAGCCUAAACUUCAACUCCACAUGUGACUCAGCAAACACCACUCGAGACCGAGCACUCCUUACCCACAACCUCCAUCGCACAAACGACUACCCAAAUCAAACGACCAAACUCGUCUACCAGGACCCCAGACGACCAGGAUGUUGCUGCCAGCCCAGCCAAGUCGUCGUCUACACAAACGACUCUAAUACUGAGCAAGAAUCUGUGUACUGA
Gregarina niphandrodes is the source of this 828-nucleotide messenger RNA. RefSeq lists its product as hypothetical. NCBI's taxonomy places the organism in Eukaryota, Apicomplexa, Conoidasida, Eugregarinorida, Gregarinidae. The annotation marks the transcript as partial. The record is from RefSeq and is a predicted model, not a curated record. The transcript has a single exon.